AUGGCUUUAGUAAAAAAAUUGCCAGAUGACGCAGUCUUUGAGAUUCUAACAAGAUCAUCCUUGGAAACUCUAGGGCGUUGCAGAUCGAUUUCAAAGGAGUGGAAUAGGGUCACAUACGAAUCAACCUUCCAUCAAUUGCUUUGCCAGAGGAGUAACAUAGUUUCUGGAUUUUUCAUUCAGAGCCUAGUUAACUCCCAACUCUCAUCCACAUUUGUGUCGCUGGACACUGAUGCCAGCUCCACUUCUGCACUGUCUUUGGAUUUUCUAAAAGUUCCUGUCCAGAUUGAAGCUGCAAAUCAAGGCCUACUAGUGUGUGUCAACCAGAACAACAGGUAUUUGGUAUGUAAGCCUACUACGAAACAAUGGGUAAAGAUACCGAAUCCGAAAACUAAGUACCCUACUGCAAGCACUGCCCUGCUGGUGUUGAAGUCAAAUCCUUUGAAGUACAAGAUUAUUCGAUUCUCGCAAGCAAAGAAACCUGUCAAGCGUAAAUCUGAAUUUUGGCGCCAUGUUAGGUGCGAGAUAUUUAAUUCAACAACAUGGGCAUGGAAGAGGUUAAAGGAUGUGAUUCUACCUUGUAAGACUUUCUUUGCGAAUAAAGAAGAUUCUGUUGUAGCAGCAAAUGGUGGUCUGCAUUGGCUUCUGUCAGAUAACCAAGUAUUUGCUUUCUAUGAAGAUGCAGAGAAUUGGGAAAUGUUCUCAUUGCCACCCUCCGCAGUCGAUAAUGGAGGUCACAAAUCCAAGCCACUACUUGCGGAGUACCAAGGUCGGCUUGCAGUGAUUCGAAGUGGAGAAGAAUUCAUGGACAUGUGGGUGAUGGAAGAUUAUGGCAGAAAGUUAUGGAGUGCGACGCGGGCAUGGAACAUCAAAAAACUCUGUGGAGAAGAAAUCUAUCCUUCUCCAUUAGCUUUCCAUAAUGGUGACGCUGCACUUUUUAUGGCAGCUUUUGACAAAGUCAUGUUUUAUAAUUUUCAGGAGGGAAAAUCUCAUAAAAUAAGAUUACAAUAUCACCCUCAUCAAAUUUUCAAGUUCCAGUCGGACAUGGAGGAGGUUAAUCUAGAGAGACCUGAUCGUGUUUUGAAACUUCAGGCGAAAUCAGAGGAGGUUAACAUGGAGAACCAUCCUGAAGAUAUCAGAGGUCUUACAAAGUUCCUGCUUCCACUUAAGGGUUUUAAACCCUAUUUGUUUCUCCUCUUAGCGCCUAUGCUUGGUGUCUUAUACAGGUGCUGUUCUGAUGCAUAA
This is a messenger RNA of Fragaria vesca subsp. vesca, 1242 nucleotides long. Its product is annotated as F-box protein At5g49610-like. The transcript has a single exon. The record is from RefSeq and is a predicted model, not a curated record. The coding region runs from base 1 to 1242 and encodes 413 amino acids. NCBI's taxonomy places the organism in Eukaryota, Viridiplantae, Streptophyta, Magnoliopsida, Rosales, Rosaceae. Gene Ontology annotation, molecular function: protein binding.